CUAGAAUCCUAAUAUGGCACCAUUUCCCACUAUCGUCUUCGUACCGGGCGCAUGGCACAGCCCGGAAUGUUAUCGCAGAGUGAUCGACCAACUCGAGGCUGCGGGGUAUGAGACGGACCUCAUUCAUCUUCCAUCCGUGGGGCCAACCCAGCACUUGCCAGACUUCUCUGCCGAUGUGGCCCAAAUACGAAGCCAUCUAGAACGUCUAGUCGAAGCCGGCAAGAAGGUCGUGCUUGUGGUACACUCUUACGGAGGAGUGCCUUCAAGCGAAGCCGUCAAAGGGCUUGACUGCGGGAGCCGGCAGAGUAACGGCCAAGAAGGAGGAGUCGCUCAUAUCUUCUUCUGCUGCUCGUUUAUUAUUCCUGAAGGGAAAUCUCUCAUCGGCGCCUUCGGGGGAAACGACUUGCCGUGGUUCAAUGUCUCUGCGGAUCGCCUGGAAAUUAACCCAGACAGACCAGACGAGGUUUUCUACAAUGACGUAUCAGAAGAAGAUGCUCAGGCGGCAGUCAAAUCUUUACGUCCGCACAGUUAUCAGGCCUUCCUCAGCCCAUGCACAUAUGCUGCCUGGAAAGAAGUUCCCAGUACCUACCUCUACUGUGCCCAGGAUAAUGCUAUCCACUUAGGGAUCCAAAAAAUGAUGGUGGAGGAUUGGGCGGCAGGUUAUCCCAUCCGCACAGAGUUCCUCGACGCCUCCCAUAGUCCUUUCCUCUCGAAGCCAACUGAAGUAACAACGGCGAUCAGAAGAGCAGCUGGGGAAGAGAUCUGA
Messenger RNA from Aspergillus costaricaensis CBS 115574, 766 nucleotides. Its product is annotated as alpha/beta hydrolase. The record is from RefSeq and is a predicted model, not a curated record. NCBI's taxonomy places the organism in Eukaryota, Fungi, Ascomycota, Eurotiomycetes, Eurotiales, Aspergillaceae. The coding region runs from base 14 to 766 and encodes 250 amino acids. The transcript has a single exon.